Messenger RNA from Aspergillus heteromorphus CBS 117.55, 210 nucleotides. RefSeq lists its product as uncharacterized. The record is from RefSeq and is a predicted model, not a curated record. Lineage: Eukaryota; Fungi; Ascomycota; Eurotiomycetes; Eurotiales; Aspergillaceae. The transcript is spliced from 2 exons. The coding region runs from base 1 to 210 and encodes 69 amino acids.
AUGCGUGUUAUCUUUGAAUCUGUUCUCCCAUGGCUCCUGGCACGCGACCACGUCGGCCGCUCGCACCCGCUGUUCCUGAAGGAACGGAGCCAUCAGUCGGAUAUAGCCAAGCCCACCACUAUGAUUGCCCAUCUCGUCAACAUCGAGCAUGUCGAGACAAUGACUGUUCCCGUGACAAAAGACUUCGUCGCCAUGUCAUCGCUGCUUUAA